UUUCAAUUUUGAACGUUUGUUCUACUCCUCUAGUUCAGUGUGGUUUUUUUGAAAAUGGUUGAAAUCACGCCUUUAGAGUCCAGAAUAAUUAGACAAGUUGAGUAUUACUUUGGAGAUGUAAAUCUGUCACGUGAUAAGUUCAUGAAAGAGGCUGUUAAAGAGAAUGACGGAUGGAUUCCUAUGGAGACAAUGAUUAAAUUUAACCGUCUAAAGUCUUUGUCAGAGGAUGUUGAGUUCAUAAAGAAGUCAGUAUCCAAGUCACAGUCCGGGUUGAUUGAAGUAGGCGAAAAAGGUCUUCGAAGAAAUCCUGAAAUGAAAGUUCCUGAAACAUUUGAAACAGCUCUUAACAGCUAUAAAGAAAAUGGUGUCUAUGUUAAAGGCUUCUCUCCUGACGAAAAAUUGGACGAAAUUAUUGAAUGGCUUGAAAAACACGGUGGCAAAACCCUUGAUGUGCAUAUGCGCAGAUUUCCACGAGACAAAAAGUUUAGGGGAAGCAUAUUUGCUAUUUUUGAGAAGAAGGAGGAUUCUGAAAAGUUCCUGGCUUCACCAGAGGCUGCUACUUUCAAAGAAAAAGCUAUGGUUCGUUCAACCCAAAUCGAUUAUUGGAAACGCAAAGAAGAAGAAAACAAGGCUAAAGUUGCUUCACAAGCCAAAAAGAAAGCUGCACUUGAAGCUAACCAGGAAGCUCAAGUUAAUUCUCGAAUGAUUCGUGGAGCAUUACUUGAAAUCGUUGGUCUCCCAGAAGCCACAAAAAAAAAUGAUGCAGUUGAACGGGAAGACGCCACAACUGAGAAAUCAAAAGAGUCGUCAGUGAAUGACAGUAAAGACUCAGAAGCACCAACAGUUAUGAACUUAAAACAGUGGUUAAACGAAAGCUUGACUCAAGUACUCCUGUGGGAUGGAUUGAUAUCGAACCAUCUGAGGGAAAAGCUGUAAUACGAUUCAAACAACCUGAUACAGCAGAAAAAGCAUGGGCUAAAUUAAAAGAAGCAUUUGGCGAUAGUCCUGUUACGUAUUUAAACAGUGAAUUAUCAGGUCGCGUAAUUACUGGUGACGAAGAGAAGAAUCAGUGGAAAGUGAUCCUGGCAGCUCAGCAACAGAAAGCUCAGAAACGACGUGGAGGACGCAGUGAUGGAAGACAAAUUCGUAACAAACGACGCCGUACGAACUAAGUAAAAUGGAACAGAUUGAGCUCCACUUACUACUGACUUCAUUACUGUAUAUUCAUUAAAAAUAAACUUUCAUUUUAAAUAUUUUCUUUCACACAAAUGAGAGAAGCUAUGUAAACAGCGAUCAUUUGUAAUGGAAAAUACAUGUAUUUGGUUUGA
Molecule: messenger RNA, 1328 nt
Organism: Schistosoma mattheei
Lineage: Eukaryota; Metazoa; Platyhelminthes; Trematoda; Strigeidida; Schistosomatidae
Source: the annotation of a GenBank genome assembly